Rotaria sp. Silwood1 is the source of this 1095-nucleotide messenger RNA. Lineage: Eukaryota; Metazoa; Rotifera; Eurotatoria; Philodinida; Philodinidae. The record is from the annotation of a GenBank genome assembly.
AUGCGUCCUGCAUAUUUAAAUCCAAAACCAGCACCACGAACAAUUCCACCAACUUACCAACAUCUUACUCAACAAGUUCAACGUAAACCAGCAUUAUAUGGGGCUGGCCAACGUAAGUACAACAAUUUUCAUAAAUUUCAAACAGGUACAACAACAACAUUCAAUGGUUACACAAAUUAUAAUGGUUCAAAUAAUAUUAACUUACCUCCUAUACCAGCACCACGUCAAAAUUUACCACCAGCACCAUUUUAUAAUAAUAAUAAUAAUAAUAAUAAUAAUCGUUAUCAACAACAACAAAAUUACCAUUAUAAUCGUUACAAUAAUUAUCGUAGACCCAACUUUUACAAUAAUAAUAAUUAUAAUAAUAAUAUCAAAAAUUUACCAUCUUUACUUGAUAUUAAUCCAUUUCAUUUACCAUCUGAACAUAAUACCCGAUCAUUCCAUCACGCCCAACAAUAUCAUCCAAAUCAGCAACAUCAUCAACAUUUACCACGUCCAACAUCACGUACCCGUUUCCAUAUGUUAUCACAAUUACCAUCUCAAUCUCGUUCCCGAUCACGUUCACCAUUUCGUCCACCACCAAUAAAACCACGUCGUAUUUACCAACAACAACAACAAAAUAAUAAUAAUAAAAUAAUUAUCGUCGGAAUUAUACUAUCCGAUUCAAUGUGUUCUCGUGUGAGAACUUAUGCAUUAAAAAAUAAUUAUAUUAACAUUGAAUUAUCUUAUGAAUCAGGUUGUGAUAUUGUUAAAAUGAUAAAUUGGUUAAACACACCUGAAGGUCGUGGUACGGUAGGAGAUAAACAAUUCUUAGUUUUUUGUUUGGGUACUAACGAUGUGGGGCGGUACGGAGUAGAUGUUUCUCUGCAGCGAGUCAGCGAGCUCAUACGUUUUGUUCGCCAGUCAUUCCCUGGUAUCCGUACCAUUGGUUGGUUAUCUUUGUCACCCCGGUGGAAACCAACGAGAUUCGUCUCCGCGGCCAAAAUCGGACAAAUGCAUAACCAAUUCAAUGAGCAUCUCCGAUUCUUAUCUAAGCAAUUAGAUUUUGAUAUUGUUGAUGCGCGUCUCGGACCCUUGGAUAUGCGUGUAGAAGAU